AAGAUAUCCUAUACUUAAAAUACAACUCCAGAUAUAUCUGUAUAGUGAAUAUAUAUCUUGAAAUUUUAAUAAAACGAAAUUAGAAAUUACAUAAUGAAAUAUAAUUCAGAAAAUUGAUGUCUAUUGCUACCUUGCGAUUGAAUUUUGCAUCGGCACAGACGGCGCCACUUUCGGACUCUGUUUUAGUAGCUAGACUACAUUUUUAUCUUUAAGCUGUGUCCACGCAUGUUUCAGAUGAUUCUACGUCAACUUUUUCGUUCAAUACAUACAAAUUAUGUACCUUGCUACACAUCAAAUAAGACAUUGUUAAGCAAAUUGCGCAAGAAAACUGGAUAUACAUUUAUAAACUGUAAAAAAGCCUUAGAGCUAAGUAACAAUGACAUAGUAAAAGCUGAACAAUGGUUAAGAGAACAGGCUCAGGCUCAAGGCUGGUCUGAAGCAAUAAAAUUAAAAUCCAGGAAAACUUCUCAAGGAUUAAUAGCAAUGAUCAUCAAUAAUAAUCAUGGAGCUCUUGUAGAAAUUAAUUGUGAAACAGAUUUUGUUGCAAGAAAUGGGAAGUUCUGUGACCUAACAAAGACCGUACUUACUGCUGUAUUAAAACAUGGAAUGACAAUCGAACAGGAUUCAUUAAUUAAGAAAACUAUGUUAUGUACAGAAGCAAUAAAUAAAUUAUAUGCAGAUGAUGGUAAAAAUUUAAGUGAUCAUUCUGCUUUAACUAUUGGACUUGUAGGAGAAAACAUUAAUAUAAGGCGUGCAUUAUGUAUGAGUGUACAACCAGGUGUAUAUCUAUAUGGUUGCAUACAUCCUACUCCUGUAAAUCCAGUAUCUUCAUCAUUUGGACGAUAUGGAGCAUUCGUGGCUUUAAAAUCUGAUAAACAGAAAAAAGUUUUGGGAACACAACUUUGUCAGCAUGUUAUUGGCAUGAACCCAACUAAAAUUGGCGAUGCAACGGUGGAUCAGCCUCUUGAUAAUGUAGAUGACGAACCUGUUAUGCUGUAUCAAGAAUUUUUAUUUAAUCCUGCUAUAUCUAUACAGCAGUUAUUGCAAAAUGAGCAGAUUGAAAUUUUAGACUUUGUACGCUUUGAAAUGGGUGAGACACUCGAAGACAAACAAGAAUUGAAUUCCAUAGAAACUUGCGGUUAAAACGAUUGGAAUUCGUUUAAUAGAUCUAUGUAUUUUCAUACAUUCUGUACAUAUUUCGAAAAAACCAUGAUUACGUUUUUAAAAGAUAGCAUAAACUUUAUGCUUAUCUAUUAUUAUGAUAUGAGUAAAAUACUUAAAUUGUUAUUUUUUUUAUUACAUAUAAAUUGCUAUAAUAGAAUCAAAAAGUGACAUAGAUUAUAUAGUAUGAAAA
Bombus impatiens (common eastern bumble bee) is the source of this 1354-nucleotide messenger RNA. RefSeq names its product elongation factor Ts, mitochondrial (gene mEFTs). The transcript has 4 exons. The coding region runs from base 226 to 1143 and encodes 305 amino acids. Gene Ontology annotation, cellular component: mitochondrial matrix. The record is from RefSeq and is a predicted model, not a curated record. Lineage: Eukaryota; Metazoa; Arthropoda; Insecta; Hymenoptera; Apidae. Gene Ontology annotation, molecular function: protein binding; translation elongation factor activity. Gene Ontology annotation, biological process: mitochondrial translational elongation.